AGUUUUUAAAGACAAUUCCGUCCAGAUCAUUUUCCAGGAAUAAUUCCUUUAGUUGGGUUUUCAUUGCCAACGUGUACACUUUGGUGAUUGCCAAUAUGUACUACCUAAAUAAAACCACUUUUUCAAAGACCUUGCAAAGGGUGUCUUCAGAGGACAAAAACUUAACGUGGAUGGUCCCUCAAAGCUCUGCUUCCGAGCUGGAAAUCUGAACUUGUCAUUCGAUCCUACACGGAACCUAUUUUCUUUUUGAUGGAGCUCCGGGAAGCAUAGGACCAUAAUCUUCAUGAGUGAAGCCAUAUUUGCUGUGUGGACUAGUCAUUCAUCAGUUAUUCAGUGAUAGCAGCGUCUGGGUUUCUCCAGUAAAGGGAAUAGAUAUGUUAUAAUCUACAGUUUCCAUUUAGUUCCCCUUAUGAUCAACGCUUGAAUUCCAACUCUAAAGAGUAUAUUUCUAUUUGAUCCUGAAGCAUAUGCCAAAAGAACUCACCAAGACUGCAAACAAAUUCUUCCAAGUGCGCCUCCGCUUCCAGUGACUUCAUAGAAAACAUCUGCGUGUUAUUUGAAAAUUAAUCCUUUUCCAUCUGUGUAUCCUGUGUUUUGGACUCCCUUUCCUUCCCAAAUAUCCUGAAUUCAAGGUAUCUAAACUCAUGGAGCAGUUGUCCAGAGGAGGAGAAGCAACCGCCCCUCCCCCAACCCCUGGGAGCAGACAGGAAAAGAAUUAUCCUAAGGAAUUGUUUAAAAACCCAGACGCAACAGAAAGAAAUAAAACCAUGGCUGCAUACGUUGAUGUCCCAGGGGUCCAACAUUUAACCUCAUAUGGGCAAUAAUUUGUUUAGCAUUAAACUAAACCAGUUUGAUGAACUCAAAUGCCCUCGGCUCAAUAGACAGGACUCUCAGAGGAGCCUGUGUUACUUCCCUCACUUAAGUGCAGAUUUGUAAUAAAAAUCCUAAUGCCAGUUACAUGCUUUUUGGACCUAUAAGAACCUAACCACUUGGAGAAUCAUAUUUGAGAGGUCAGAAAACUCCACAGUUAAAGAUCAGUUUAUAAUUUACGAAGAAAAUAGAAAGUUUUGUUUCUCUGAGUUGAAAUUUGACAAGCACGGCGGGAAAUAUUGCUGGGUUUUGGCAUAAGGUUUUGUGCUUUCCUCAUAAUUUGAGACCUGAGUGAAGCCUGAGACUUCGGGGAUCAUUUUCUGGGAAAAAUCGGGCAAUUCAGUGCAGAGAAUUUUGAUAUUUUUGGCAUUUUUUGAGGUGUAACAAACACAACUCGGGAUCCGAGAGGACACUCUGAGGCUGCCAGCGAGGCGGGCUGGACAGCGCACCAAUCACGGCGCAGCUCCGCCCUAUAUAAACGGGCGGGCGCAGCGGCGCGGCCCGAGUCCCGGCCAGUGCCUCUGCUUCCGGCUCGAAUUGCUUUCCCAACAAUCGCCUUCAACAUGUCCGAGACUGCGCCCGCCGCGCCUGCUGCACCGGCCCCUGCCGAGAAGACGCCGGUGAAAAAGAAGGCCCGUAAGGCUGCAGGUGCCGCAAAGCGCAAAGCGUCUGGGCCCCCGGUGUCCGAGCUCAUCACCAAGGCUGUCGCCGCCUCCAAGGAGCGCAGCGGCGUGUCUCUGGCUGCGCUCAAGAAGGCGCUGGCGGCCGCGGGCUACGAUGUAGAGAAGAAUAACAGUCGGAUCAAGCUGGGUCUCAAGAGCUUGGUGAGCAAGGGCACUCUGGUACAGACCAAGGGCACCGGCGCCUCGGGUUCUUUCAAGCUGAACAGGAAGGCGGCCACCGGGGAGGCUAAACCCAAAGCCAAGAAGGCGGGCGCGGCCAAGCCCAAGAAGCCCGCAGGAGGGGCUAAGAAGCCUAAGAAGGCGACGGGGGCGGCCACCCCCAAGAAGAGCGCCAAGAAGACCCCAAAGAAGGCGAAGAAGCCUGCCGCGGCUGCAGGAGCCAAAAAAGCAAAGAGUCCGAAAAAAGCGAAAGCAGCCAAGCCGAAGAAGGCGCCCAAGAGCCCAGCGAAAGCUAAGGCGGUGAAGCCCAAGGCGGCUAAACCAAAGACCGCCAAACCUAAGGCAGCCAAGCCAAAGAAGGCGGCAGCCAAGAAGAAAUAGGAAGUUGCUUUGGCCUAAGGCUUAGAAGCUCGACACAACCCAAAGGCUCUUUUCAGAG
Aethalodelphis obliquidens (Pacific white-sided dolphin) is the source of this 2151-nucleotide messenger RNA. It is a transcript of the gene H1-4, whose product is annotated as H1.4 linker histone, cluster member. Gene Ontology annotation, molecular function: DNA binding; structural constituent of chromatin. The coding region runs from base 1434 to 2093 and encodes 219 amino acids. The transcript has a single exon. The record is from RefSeq and is a predicted model, not a curated record. Gene Ontology annotation, biological process: nucleosome assembly. Gene Ontology annotation, cellular component: nucleosome. Lineage: Eukaryota; Metazoa; Chordata; Mammalia; Artiodactyla; Delphinidae.